UUGCGUGUGUGCGCGCGUGCCAGAGGAGGGAGACCUCGGCUCUGAAUCCAGACACGAAUCACAUACAGUGUGCGCGAAACGCUUCACUGCUGUUCUCUGUAACUCCACAGGGCAGAUUCUGUGUGAUUUGACACGAACUGGUUUGGGAACGUCGGAGUGACAUUGAAGAAGACGCAUUUCUGAAGACCCAGAACCGAAUCUCUGUCUCGAGCUCAUCUACAUUCAGCAUCCGUACAUUCUGGACCUGUUACCACUGGACUGGUACCACUGACCAUUUCACCCUGUGUGGAUACUUCUCCAGACCGCAGAGGAUUUGCGCAAUUUCCAACGGACCAAAUUAUGACUUAUUUUACUUUGCUUGGAUGAGUUUUCCAUCAAUCUGAUUUGCUUUACUUUUUAAAUAAAACACAUAUUAGCCUGUAUAGUUAAAUAUUUAAUUGGGCAAGUACCCGUUCAAUAAUUACUUUUUAAUGCAUCUCACUGCAAAUUAAAUAUUUGAAUGCAUUUUAUGAGAUGCGUAAAAUGGAAAACACUGCGCGUAAAUUCACGUCGGAUUAACUCUCUCUCCGCAUCCCGCCCGCAUUCCCGUGAAAAUCUAUGGAAGUAGCAGAGUUUGCUUUGAACGUGCUCUAGGCUGGGUGCCGGGAGUAUUUUCUGCGGGACGUAGAGAGGAUGCAGUCGGGGAUGCGGGCGCUCUGUGCCGGCGGAGGCGCGUCUCUCUGCUGCCUGCUCAUGCUGUGGAUGAUCUACACCCACAUCCUGAAAGAAGGUCAGUUGGCUGUAGGAACAUGUGAGAUAGUGAUGUUGAAUAGAGACAGCAGUCAACCCAAGCGCACUAUCGCCAGGCAGACAGCCCGCUGUGCCUGCCGGAGAGGACAGAUCGCUGGCACCACACGGGCCCGACCAGCAUGCGUGGACGCCCGGAUAGUGAAAAGCAAGCAGUGGUGUGAGAUGUCCCCGUGUUCAGAGGGCGAGAUCUGCGGACUGCUCUUCAAUCGCUCUGGAUGGACCUGCACCAAAGGCGGCGGCCGCAUUAAAACUGUCACGCCUCUGCCCAAGGAGCCAUCCUAAAGGACUUCAGAUUGCGGUGAGGAGGUUUGCUGACAUUCACAGGAGCGACGCCAAACAGGAAUCAUCCAUCAGCCCCCACACAUUUGUGUCCAUCCUCUCAUUUCGGAGCUAAAGAUAUCAGCUGCCCCUCUCCCCGUCACCCUCCAACAGGAAAUGGAAUCUGUGCGCCAUGGUUGCAGUCAGUCAAGCGUCUCCACAGUUACAUGCAGGUCAUCGAGUCUCACAGCUGGGGACACACAACAUUUUCAAUCAAACCUUGACAUAAUUGAACUGUUUAAGUUUUGAUCUCAAAAUGCAUUAGCUAGGAGAACAUUUCACUCGCUUUCCAUCCAGUUAAACCGUCAGAGGAGACUGUUCGCGUACCUUUCAGACUAAGAUUACAUAAAUUCCUCGCGAAGAGCGGCGAGGCUGUUGCGUAAGAACCAUCUCAAAGGACCCCAACUGCGUUUUCAGAGCAAGGACAUGUUGUCGAUGAAAGGCCAAGGAUGUGCAGAGACCUAGAAAUGUACCACAGAGCUCGGGCUCUCUGUAAAAGGACGUGUUUUCCCAUGGAAUUGAGAAGCAGCAGAUGACUGAUGUGUCCUGUAGAUGUGACCUCACACGGUUUGACCAUAUGGAUUGUGUGCUGUUGAGCUCUGUCUGAGAACGGCAAUGCACUGAUGCCGUCAACUCUAAUCAUGGCUGAUUUAAAGAUUAGAAAACAAUGUGUGGAUGUCAUCUGUCCCUUCCUCUCUGGGGCAAUGUGUCUAUGUAAAUGUGCACAAGGCUUUUGGGACUCUCUCUAUACUGGGGGUCGUGUUGAUUUGCUUCUUAAAGUGCCCCUAUUAUGGAUUUUUGAAAAUUACCUUUCAUGCAGUGUGUAAUUCAGCUCUAAUUGAAUGAAAACACCCUGCAAAGUUUUAAAUCUAAAAGUGCAAUAUGUAUAAAGUUAUUGUCUCUCAAAAGAAAGAGUCGACUCUGAAUCAUUGAAAUGAGUCGUUUUUAAAACGAAUCCCAAGCCUUUUCAUGCUGACGUCAACAUGAAACAUUAGCGUACUGCCCACCCACUUGCAGACCCGGGAAAACUUGGUCUGAAUGAAAAUGCUAAUUCAUUCUUUGCCACUAGGUGCCGCUUUUGGAGUGUAAAAAUAGCGGUUUCCCCAGUAACGCUGUACACAAAGCAGCACUGUGCUCACAAACGCUGCUUU
This is a messenger RNA of Cyprinus carpio (common carp), 2258 nucleotides long. RefSeq names its product chemokine-like protein TAFA-5. The record is from RefSeq and is a predicted model, not a curated record. Lineage: Eukaryota; Metazoa; Chordata; Actinopteri; Cypriniformes; Cyprinidae.